CUAACCAGUGCGUGAAGAGCAUGUGCUCGAUUAUGAGUUAAGUAUACAUAGUGCCGGGCAAUAAAUGUCAAAACCGCUCGCAUGACGCAUGCGCAGCAGUACCUUCGUUUUCUGUGAUUUGAAAAAAAAAGCUGUGUUUUAUCCCCUCCACCCGAAGGUCAGUGAACGAUCCGUUUGGGACUAGGGGGACAGUUGAUUACUGUCAUCAUAAGGUGUUCCUAGCCGUUUUGGAUGGAUCCAAAAAUUGCCUGGUUCACUCCUGAACAGCUGGGACCCGCACAUGACUUCUGGACAAGAAUCUGGGAAGCCCAAAAAGGCGUGGAGAAAAUGUAUCUAAACUCGGACCAUAAUAACAAGGAUUUUAUUCCGUUAACGGAAAAUAAACAGAUCGGCUACAACAGGAACAAUGGAUAUAAUAUCUACACGCCGCAUAAGCGAAAAAGAGACAAUCGUGCCAGUACUUAUGGUUUGAACCAUUCUUCUGAAAAACAUUUGCUUCGGGAACAUGGCGGUCUCAUGCCUUGGCGAGUUAAAGGGAAAAUUUACAGAUCAGAUAUUCUUGGUCUUCAUGAAGAAAUCAAAGAUUUUUACAGCUAUAUGUCCCCAAGAGAGGAAGAACAUCGGAUGCGUAAUGAGGUGGUUGCAAGAAUCAAAAAAGUUAUGACAGAUUUGUGGCCUGAUGCCCAGAUGGAAAUAUUUGGAAGUUUUAGAACUGGCCUGUACCUUCCUACCAGUGAUAUUGACCUUGUUGUAUUUGGAAGAUGGAAAAAUCUUCCAUUGUGGUCUUUACGUGAUGAAUUACAAAAGCGUGAAAUAGCUUAUCCAGAAGACAUCAAAGUUCUUGACAAAGCCUCCGUCCCUAUAGUGAAACUGACUGAUAAAGAAACUGAUGUUCAGGUUGACAUUAGUUUCAAUAUGAAGAGUGGAGUACAAAGUGCUGCUUUAAUCACAGACUAUAUGAAAAAAUUCCCCAACUUACGAUACCUAGUCCUAGUUUUAAAACAUUUCUUGUUACAACGAGAUUUAAAUGAAGUAUUUACUGGUGGUAUUAGUUCGUACAGUUUAAUAUUAAUGUGUAUCAACUUCCUUCAGCUCCAUCCAAGAAUUGAUGCAAGAUCUCCUGAUGCUAAUUUGGGUGUUCUACUUAUUGAGUUCUUUGAGCUGUUUGGUAGAAACUUUAAUUACUGGAAGACUGCUAUUCGAAUAAAGGAAGGUGGGGCCUAUCUUCCUAAAGAAGAAAUAGCAAAAAAUAUGGAGAGUGGAUACCGUCCAUCUUUAUUAUGUAUAGAAGAUCCGUUGAUGCCAAAAAAUGACAUUGGACGUAGUUCAUAUGGUGCCAUGCAAGUUCGACAUGCUUUUGAUUAUGCAUAUUUAGUGUUAAAUGCUGCCGUGGCUCCACAGAACUCCUGUAUUAUGAAAGGAAGUGUUUUGGGUCGUAUUAUUCGAGUAACAGAUGAAGUUGUGUCAUAUCGUGAAGGUAUAUGGAAGAAGUACAGAAUUUCCAACAUGGAAGAAGAGAAAAAUAAUAAUCCUAUUGUUCCAACGUAUGCUAGUAUGGUCACACUACCCAUCACAGAGAAAAAAUCACAAGAUUUACAUUUAGAAUCUAAUAAUAACCAUGAUCCCUCCUCUCAUUCUAAUCGUAAUCAGCGUGAUGUUGGUACAGAAACCACACCUGAUCAAGAUAGUGAAAAUUCUGAUUCGUGUGGUAAUAGUUCCGGUUAUAAAUCAUCAGCUAGUUCUAAUAAUGCUAGUUCUGGUCCCGAUACAGAUAGUGACACAAAUACAGAAGUGGCCACAGUCAGCAAAUCACCACCCAAGAAUCGUGCCAGUUCAGUGCCUGUACGCGACUUGCCGCGCAACAGCAGAGAUACAGUGACAGGGUUUGCUUCUAAAUCCAGAGACACAAGUGCAAGUAGUGUUUCGUCCAUUCGGUCGGGACAUGCUCACAACCGUAGUUCAUCUGUUAACACUCCAACAAGUUAUCACUCGGAAAGAACAGACUCACAUCAUCACAACCGUGGAGGUCACAGCAAUUCAAAUAAAUUUCGUAGUUACGUCUCUCAUCAAAAUGCAACAAAAGUGUUCAACCGAACGAGUGGCAAACGACGGAAAAACACAGUCAAUAAGAAAGAGAAUAUUCAGGGCCCAAAUCAUAGGUGAUAAGGAUUAGUCGUGUGAAAGGAUAAUAUCUUGGUGUACAUUUAUUUGGUGCAUGUGUAAUGUAUGUGUGGUUUUUGUGACAUAUUGUUAAAAAAAAAAAGAUUUUGAAGUUUUGAAGAAAAAAAGAAGAGACGGAUGCUGGAUUUAAAAAAAAAGUUUUGGGCUACACGUCUUUAUAUGACCUAGCCUUUUUGAUGGAUACCAUUUGGAAAUCUCGAUUUGAAGAGAUUAGCGUUUUAGAGACUGAAGUUUAUGCCUAAUUGGUAUACUGUUAAUUGUUAAAAACUAAAUUAAGUUAAUUUUUUUUUUUUUCUUUUUAGAAGACUAGCUGAAAACUUUGUUCCAAGCUUGGUUAGCUGUGGAAUAAACAACGCAAUUAGUCAGUCAGUUUCUUGGAGCUAGUCUUGUUUUAUUUUACUGGUAUUUUAAUUAUCAUUGCUACCCAAUGGUUGGAAUUGAUACACCAAAUGUUAAAUGCAAUUAGAAGUUUAAAUUCUCAAAUAUAUAUAUCAAAUGCAAUUAAAAACCAAAAAUUAAGUUUGUUUGACUGGAUGCUGUAUAGGUUCUAGUUAGAAGUAGUUUGUAUGAAAAUCAUUGUGUGCAUAUCAGCGGAUUCAAAAAUUUUAGUUCACAAAGUUGCCUUAUUUGAUGCUACAAAAAUAAAUGUUAAACAUUCCAGUAACUUCUUUAAAAAUACGGCUGUCUCUUUACCUCUGGUUUUUUUUAAGAAAAAUAUUUUUAAAAGUGCAGUCAAAAAAAAUAAUACCAUCAUUCAGAGGUAGAAAGAUAUUCUGAAGAUUUUUAAAGUUUUUAAAUCGCAGUGAUGAAGUCUUUUCAUGGAAGUCGUAAUUCGCAACUUCCUGUUUUUGCUGAACUAAAAGAUUAUUUCGAUUUUUGAGUUUGUGUUAUUUCUUUUAGGAAUACCCUUUGUACGUAUUUCCAUUUUGUGUUUGUUCAUGCUUUGAAAAAAAAAAAAGAGAUCUCACUGGAUCAAAAUUGAUGUUGGGAUUGAAUCAUUGAAUUGAUCCACAUUAUGUUAAUGUGUACGAUAAUCCUUGAAACUUCCACAUUUUUUAGAACCAUAUUUAUGGUGAGAUCCUAAUGUAGAAUUUAUAUAUACUUGUACUUACUAUGAAGUUAUAAUAAAAAAUACAACUCCUUAAUGAAAUGUAUUUUGGUCAAUCAGUGAUUGAGUUAAAUUAAUAAUUUGAGUUAAAUUGAUAAAAUAGUACGUGAAAAAAUUGACUAAUCGAAGUGCUAAAUAGUAUUAAUUAUAAGUUAAUUAUAAUAUAUCCGGUUCAUGUCAGAAAGUUUCAAGAUUUUGUUUAAUGCAAAAUCAUUUCUCACAUUUUAAUUAAGGCCAUAAAAAUCAGGAUGUUGUUCUUAUCAUUUAGAAAUGUAAAUUCUUAUAUACAUAUUUCUUGAUAAUUCCUCCGCAGGUGCCAUUAACAAUUGAAAUUAAUGUAAUACCUUACAUAUAUUCAUUAUGAUCUCUAUUUUCAUAUAUCUCUUAUUAAAGAAAAUAUACAAUGUAUGAUAAUAAGGAUCAAGUGCCAAAUUAAUUUACAUGUACUGUGCUAAUAAUCCCUCUUUGCUUAGAGCUUGUGUUCCUCAUCUUUUGUGUUUAAAAAUUUAAAAUUCUACUCCACCUCUGCUUUACCUAAUCUAGCAAUGCAGGUAUCUAAUUUUCAAGUAUGAAUCAUAAUUAAUAUUUUAGAUUACAAUAAUUUGAUUUACAGAAAAAAAAAUCCCCCACCCCAUUGUUUGAUAAAAAAUAAAGAAUUAAGAAGUACCAGUCCUACGAAACAACCCGUGAUUUUAUUCUCGAUUGAUUUUAGUCCAGAUAAAAAAAUUGAAAUAAGAAUUGAGUGUUGUUUUACUUUGAGUGUCAUUUUAAAACUUGCCUUGGCUUCUUUUCGCAGGAGCUGUUUAAUUUUUUAAAGAAAUAAGACAUCGGUUAGAGCCAUGAAUAAGAUGAUCAGUAUUAUUAACUGACCUUGGAAGUAAUUUGUUUAAUGGCAUGAGGUCAAUAAGCUAUUUGAUAAUAUCAAUCUGUGUUCCCUUUUGAAUUAAUUAUUAAUGCUACAAAAUAAGAAAAAAAGUCAAAAAAUCAUGGAAAUUUUAGAUAUUAUUUUCUGUGAACAAAGUGAUAUUUGAAUCAUAUAUGUGUUAUUGCAUAGUUUAUAUUAUUAAAUACAAUAUUGAAUUUAGUACAUAAAUGUAAUUGUUUAUAAAACAUAAAAUUACUUUAAUAAUGAAUAUAGUAUUCUUAAGUAAUUAAUGAAUUAUUCUAAUUUCUUUUUGUCUAAUCUUAAUCUUUUCUCCUUCAAAAUCUAUUAUUUCUUUUUGUGUUGUGUUAACUCAUUUCUUUAAUCUCUCUGCUCAUGUGAUUCCCUAUUUUAUACAUACCUACUACUAUACAUUAGUUUCUCUGCUCAUUAUUCAAAUAAUAUUCAAUUCAAAAUGUUAUUUAAGUUUUAUACCCAACAAAUAUCUUUUAUUAAUAUUAUUUAUGUUUGUUCAUAAGUUAAAAUGAGUUCAUAUCAUACUUAAAAGGGGAAAAAAAGCUAUGUUAUCCUCUAGUAUAUUUUUUUUUCUCCAUGUUGUUGAGUCCUGUUUGAAUAAGUUGAUGUAUAUAGUGCUGUAAUUAUUCAUUGUAAUAUUGAAAAAAAAAUCCUUCAUAUUGUAACAUGUCAUUAACUGAAUCGGAAAGAAUCACAAUCCUGUGUAAUUUGCAUUCGGUUUUCUCAUUAUUCGUGUUGGAGAAGAUAUGAAUUGAAUGGUUGAAAUUUAAAUAGUUUAUGUGCGAUUUUCUCAUCUUUCUGUAUAUAUACAAAAGAUGCAUGAAUUAAGGCGGAGGAAAGUUCGAACAAUUAGUGAUUCAUUUACAAAAAAAUAUGGAUUGAAAUGGAGUUUCUCAUCGUUCGUAUAUAUAUACAAAAAAACAAUUGAAUUGAGACAGAGGAAACUUUCGGGCAAUUUGCGUUAGUUUUUACUUCAUACAUGGUUAUAAAAAUAUGAAUUUAAAUUGAGGAAAUUAGAGCAGAUUCUAGCUGUGCAUUAUGUGAUUAAUUUGGAUUCAGAUAAUGAUGGGUUUAACUUACAUUGUAUGUACAUAUAUAUCAUGAGGAAAGUAUACCAAAAAUAUACUCCAAAAAAAAUGAAUAAAAAAAAAUUGUGAAAAUAUUGGAAUGAAGUGACUAUGUAAAUACAGCCAUUUAUUUUUUAGAAAUAUCUCUUAAUUUAAUUUCUCCUGUCUUUCAUUCUUCUAUCCAGUUUUAUUUAUUCUUUCUAUCAAUGAAAUGAAUCCAUUUCCUGAUCAAUUCCCUGUUAGUUUAAGGAACAAAUAGAUUCUUACAUAGGUGUAUGUACCCUAUUGCCUAGUUUCAAUAAAUUUACAUAUUGGUUUUUUGGGGGUUUUUUUUUACAUUCACGGAAAAGUUAUGAAAAUUGAUUAUUCAGAUUACUGGCAUAAAACGUCAAAAAAGGUGUUAUUUAUUAAUAUUUCCUUUCAAAUCAAUAUUGAUUGCUAAAAUAUUUCAUAAACAAAAUUAUGUGCAAUAUUAGUGCAUAUAUUCAUAAAAACACAUGAAUAUUAUUGAAUAUGUUAUACAUGGGUGAUACACGUAUGUAAUGAUCUAUUUCCUAUUUUUGGGUUAUCCGAAUGACUCUUUAUGUCAAUAGAAUAAAAGAUUAUUGUCAGUGUGCAAUAAAUAAUGUAGUAAAAGUCAAGCCAGUUUAUAAAGAAAUGUAUUGAAAUAAUUUUAUCAGAAAUAAAACACUCAAACCCAAUAAAAAAAAACAACAAAAAAUGA
Molecule: messenger RNA, 5978 nt
Organism: Patella vulgata (common limpet)
Lineage: Eukaryota; Metazoa; Mollusca; Gastropoda; Patellidae
Product: terminal nucleotidyltransferase 4B
Exons: 11
Coding region: 232-2163 (643 amino acids)
Biological process (GO): RNA 3'-end processing
Cellular component (GO): nucleolus; TRAMP complex
Molecular function (GO): mRNA binding; poly(A) RNA polymerase activity
Source: RefSeq, a predicted model, not a curated record